AUGCCCACCGAGCAGCGGCCGGCCCGAUAUGGGACCGACAGCGGGGGGCUUAAUGGACAACCACAAGGCCGGCGAGUGGAAUACACGAUUCUGCUUCUCAAUGUAACUCGGUUUGUCGACAUAGGCCGGAUUGCAGCUUUUUUGAAGGAGAAGAUUUUGACGGAAUUCGUGAUGGAGGACCUGGACACGCAUACCCCCGAUUCCAGGACAUCGACAAUAUGGAGGGUAACCUUCAAACUAGCGGGCUGUCCGACUUUCCUCGACGGCAUUGUUCGGUUGUUAUGGUUCGGGACGACCAUAAUUGUUAAGCCUCCGAAUGUCGGCAGGCGGCUGCAGUGUCUUCAAUGUGGCAACCUCGGCCACACGCUGGCGCGGUGUACAUUCACCGACCUUCAGUUGCGCGGGCCAGGGGGCGUAGUCGUAAUGGAGGAGGACGUCAAGGGUCUCGAGGAUCUUGCGAGACCAUUUCUCAGCUUCGAGGAAAUUAAAGAGAUGGCAGGGCGGCGCCUAGCGCUCCAAGAAGCAGCGGAGGAGUUAGCUCAAGCAGCGGUUUCGCCACCCGCGCGAGGACAAAUAUCAGGGACGCACGCCGCUAUUUCACUUCCUGAGGUUACGAGCCCCAGUAGUGCUCCACAAGCGGAACAAGGGGAGAAGUUUGCUCACAUGCAACCAGAUCCGCGUCCAGCAGCACCACAGCCGUGGAUCACCAAGCAGUCCAAAAAGGGACGAUCGAGAGGUUCGUCUAAAGCGGCCACGGGCCAGGUAAAAGCGGUGGCCUCACAGGUGCGGACAGGAGGGCAGGAGCUUAUAGGCGAGGAUGGCGAGGACUGGGCCGAGGAGACAAAAACUAGUUCGGAUGCGUCGGAAGAGAUCAGGGUGCUUCAUUCACGGUCAGCCGGGGCACUUAAUCCAACGGUGGGCUUAUCUGACGGGGCCGGUACGCACUCGCUUCUUACGUCUUCCGAGAAGGCCCGGAAGCAACGGGGGGCUGGACGUGGGUCGGCUCCGAGUACGACGGGUCCAGUGCUGAUGACUCUCAAGCGUAACGAGAGAGGAUCCUUUCGACAAUUGGUCGCGGAUUUGGGUCGGCUGCCCAAGGCUCUGACGACAGUACGAGCACGAGCAACAGACGUCCCGACGGACGUAGCGGAGUUAACGUCCCAACUUGCGAUUUACCCGGUAAUCACACCGGCUACUACUAAUUGUCUUGCCAUGGCUAUUGCCCAAGCGGCAACGGACGCGUCCCUGGACGGUCCAGACAGGCAUCUGGAGCUACUGACAGCUUGCCUUAAACGGGGGAUUAAAUUGUCGGGCUUGCUGGAUCUGGAGGAUCAGUAUGCUCACGAUCAUAGAGUUCAUGCUUCUGGCUAG
This is a messenger RNA of Peronospora matthiolae, 1371 nucleotides long. NCBI's taxonomy places the organism in Eukaryota, Oomycota, Peronosporomycetes, Peronosporales, Peronosporaceae. The record is from the annotation of a GenBank genome assembly.